CACGUCAUCCUUACCAGUGUAAGGACACACAAAAACAAACUAAUUAACAUUCUUUCCCUUUUUCCUGCAACUCUGCCCUUUUAAAGUCAAAACUACACCGGGAUAGGAAGUAAAAAGAGAAAAGCAAUGCUUAGUAGAUGUAUGUAGAAAAUGCAGUGUGAGCUUUGUGUUGCUUUUCAAUGUUUUUUUUUUUUUUUGUCUGGCACAGUAAAUAUAAAACAGAUUGGACGGUAAACAGAGAGGCUGAUGUGUUUUGUGACAAUAGUUGGUAUUUUCAGGGCGUGGAUCAUCCACCACAUUGUCUGAGUAACSCUUUGUGUGURUUCAUUGACAGAUUGCUUCAAAAGAUGUAUAGUUUAUGUAAUUAUCUUUUAGUUUAUAAGGAAGCUUGUUGCCAUUAUCUUAGAAGGAAGUUGCUAAUAUAAACCUUACUGACCUAUAUAUAAAAAUAUAUAAUUUCUGCUUUAAAGGAGGUAGUUAUGUCUGAUUCUAGUAAGWGCCUUUCAGUAACAGACCACUUAAUGGUGCUUUAUUACUUUCACAGAGGCAAAUUCAGCUACAGCCAUAAAUGUUGAUGUKUUUCAUAGGAUCAACACAAAGUACCAGUAUGAAGUCUUUUUGCAGCCUUCAAGACGUUUUMUUCCAGGAAUUACUUCUAUCCAUUUUCCCAUCUACUAUAACGAUCUUCUGAGAUUUGAAGAGGAAUAUCUGUAAAGCAGCARACUGCAGGCUAGUAACGGCAGCAGAAAACCUAAACAAUUAACCAACUYGUGUCAGUUUGAUGUUUUUGUGCAAAAUGGCAUCCGGUGGAAGUCUCUUAACCGAGGAACACUUGCUGUGUCCCAUCUGUCUUGACGUCUUCAACAAACCCGUUUCCACUCCAUGUGGACACAACUUCUGCCUGCCCUGCAUCACGUGCUACUGGGACACCACAUUUGUCUGCCAAUGUCCGAUCUGCAAGGAAGAGUUUCCAAACAGGCCCAACCUUAAGGUCAACAUCUUCAUUGCAGAUYUGUUGUCACAGUUCAAGUCCCUUCAUGUCACGAACGUUCACACCCAAAGGUCAGCAGGUCAGCAGCCGGUCAGCUGUGGCAGCGAGGUGCAGUGUGACAUCUGCAGCAGUCAGGCUGUGAAAUCCUGUCUGGACUGUGUCACUUCGUACUGCGACAGCCAUCUUCAGCCUCAUGACGUCGCUUCUGAGCUGAARAGACACACGUUGGUUGAUCCCGUGGAGAGUUUGGGGGAAAAGGUGUGCAGGAAGCAUCACAGGCUGAUGAUGCUGUUCUGCAGGAGYGACAACUYGGUGCUUUGCGACCUCUGUGUCGGRUUGCGGCACGCCGACCACGAUGUUGUUUCCGUGCAGAGGGGAUACUACCAAAUGAYGCCUCAGGUGAUUGGUAAUGAGGCCAAAGUGCAGCGAAUGAUUCAAGAAAGGAUGCAGAAGRUCCAAAACACAAAGGAGUCGCUGACGCAAAGCAAGACGGAGACAAAAAAGGUGAUCGAACAUGGAAGACGGGAUCUAACGGAGUUGGUUACUGAGAUUAAGAGGACCCAAGAGGAACUCAAUAAGGUGUUUGAAGAGAAGCAGAAAGCAGCAGAGARCCAGGCRACGGGGUUAAUUACAGACAUGGAGAAAGAGAUUUCUUGUUUGAAGGUGACGGCAAAGAAUCUGGAGGAACUGAAGGAAAUUAAAGACCCGGUGUGUUUUCUCAAGAGGUACCCAAACCAGUCCCUAAUCCCACACACCAUGGACCUGUCCACACACAACUUUAUCAGGCACCUGGAGGUGAAGUACGUGCAUAAGUCUGUGAGAAACUCAAUAUCUCAAAUGCAGGACUUACUGGAUAAACUGAACGAAGAACUCAACAGAUUCUCAAACAGCACGGACACAUCAAACAAGGCGGCRCUCAGGUACAUGCAGCAGUAUGGGGAGAACAUYGUGCUGGAUUUUGACACAGCUCACCCCAUGCUCACCUUAUCCGCUGAUGGGAAGCAGGUGUGGUACAACAUGGGCACGGGUUUGUGGGGAAACCAGAUCCCGAAACCCAGCAUGUUCACUCAGCAUCUUGCCGUUGUGGGGCAGAGAGGAUUUUCCUCACGCAGGUUUUACUUYGAGGUACACGUGGGCCAAAAGACGGAGUGGUGUCUGGGCGUGGCAACGGCGUCGCUCCAAAAGAAAGGGGCAAUAGUUCGGAGUCCGAACUCCGGACUCUGGGCCAUCUGGUUCCUAGUAGACAAGUUUGAAACCUUCAGCUCUCCAGGCGAGGCGGUGUAUACAGGGAAAGUGGAGCACGUCGGGGUUUUUGUUGACUACAACGCAGGUCAAGUAACGUUCUUUGACGUGAUCAGAGCAGUACACAUUUACUCUUUUACUGAGUGUUUAUUUACCGAGGAGCUGUAUCCGUACUUUAAUCCCUGCGAUAAUGAGUAUGGUUCAAAUCUGGAGCCAAUGAUAAUUGUUCCCAUUUCUCCUGCAGAAUGAACAGAGUAUUUAGAGACUGACUAUUUGAUUUCAAUUAGACGGCAAAAACACUAAAUCUUACCACGCAUUUUUGAAAUAGGAGAAAACUAACCUACAAGUAACUUUUCAGCAACAUGUAGCAGCUAUUUAAUAAAUAAUUCUUGAAUAUUUAUUAAAAAGUACCAGUUCYAGUGGCAGAUUAUUAAAUUUAUAACAAUACAGUUUUCCCAUUUACAAGUGAAAUAAUCUGCCUGUAGUGGAACUAGUACUUUAUUAACACGCUUCUGUGYUGUGCUAGGUAACUGGCUGGGCUUUGCUGUGGUUGCUAGGUGAUGGACUGGGGUUGCUAGGUAACGGCAGCCUAUCAGUUGUGACUCAUCAGGAGGUUUUUGAAACGCUCCUCUUUCCAUACACCAAAAUAUAUAAUAUAGGAAAAGAGUCUUGUUAAAAGUAAAAUAAUUUGUUGUCAAUGGUAUAAUAAUAAUAAUAUUUUGCUAUGAAGUUACUUUGUAACUUAGUUUUGCUUUAUUUCAAAUUUGCUACGAUAUUUUGCACUAGAAACUAGACAAGAAAUACUUGGUAAGAUUUUGUGUUUUAUGCCGUGCAGAACAUAAGUGAAGCUAAGCUGUAUUUAAAAGGCACACUUUGAAGACUAUUUCUAAAAAUGAAGUUCCUCCUUUUCUUUUAAGUUCUGGUUCUGAUUUGAGUUUUGACUUCGUUUUUUCACUUCAAAACCCUGGUGGCUUUGAGAUAUUCGCUAUCUGCUGACCUUCACUUGCUGUAUUGAUUGUUCGGUGGUGAAAACUGUCUCAGGAUGCACCACUCUACUCCUGACGCCACCAAAUUUGUCCUCUGGUGUCAUUCUAGAUCUUUGAAAAUGUUACAUUAUUUUGUAAAGGGUCUUAUUUUUAAACUUCUAAGUCUCCUCCGAUGUUUGAUUUUUUUUUUKUGUAUACUCUUUAAAGUUGAUUUGAUCAAUGAGAAUAUGAUCUGCAAUACCAUUUUGUCGAACUGUUAACAGGCAAUCUGCUUUUUUUUAUUAUGUAACCUGUCAAGGGAAUGCAGAUGUAUAAUGUAUAAUCUGGAACAUAUUAAAUUGUGAUAUUUAUGUUUGAGCUGCAUACUGUCCCUUUUUAAUUAUUAAACAACAACGCAUAGCAGUGAAAUCAGGAUGAACUGGAAUCGAAUUUAAAAUUGAGCAUGGACAAAAAUUUUUAUAAAAUUCAGAGAGAUUGCUCACUUUAUACCUGCAUUUUUGUGCAAAUCUGUGAAAUUACAUUUUUUAUUCACCAGCUCAUCCUCCUGUUAAACUUUAAUGUCUGAAGGAAAUCCCAACUUUUCAAUAUCUAACUUGAAUAUAGAUUAAAGAAAACGCCAGAAUGACAGAUUAUCAUGUUGAUCAAUCUGAUCAGAAAAGCUGUUUUUAUUCAUCUUGAAUCAGUUUUGAUGUAAAAAUCCACAAUGAGUGCAGAGAAAGGUUUCCAGACAGUAACUCCUAAAGCUCCACAUAUGGUGCUUUUUAAAUGCAAGUUAAAUAUUUUA
Messenger RNA from Poecilia reticulata (guppy), 4003 nucleotides. Lineage: Eukaryota; Metazoa; Chordata; Actinopteri; Cyprinodontiformes; Poeciliidae. The record is from RefSeq and is a predicted model, not a curated record.